Messenger RNA from Diaporthe amygdali, 771 nucleotides. RefSeq lists its product as uncharacterized. The record is from RefSeq and is a predicted model, not a curated record. Gene Ontology annotation, biological process: protein phosphorylation. Lineage: Eukaryota; Fungi; Ascomycota; Sordariomycetes; Diaporthales; Diaporthaceae. The transcript has a single exon. Bases 1 to 771 code for a protein of 256 amino acids. Gene Ontology annotation, molecular function: protein kinase activity; ATP binding.
AUGUCUACCGGCGAGCCUUCCGGCAGGACCCACAUCUCGAGCAACUUCAAAUGGUACCUGGGAAGCAAAGCCAGAGAAGGGCGGUACGGACCGGUAUUUGUAGCUCUCAGGGAUGACACGGCGGAGCUGAUCACAGCAGAGCAAGUAGCACUGGACGGGCUUGGUGACAGCGCGGAGAGCGUGGUGGUGCUGUUGGAAUCCAAAUUAGCAACCUCAAAUCCGCCGGGCCUGGUUUCGUACCUGGGCUAUGAGGUCAAGGAAGAACACGUCUUCAUCCUGAGGGAGUAUAUGCCGGGCGGCACAAUACGGGAAUUCAUCCGUAAUUAUGGUGCUAUCCCGGAAUCCCUCUCACGCUCGUUCCUUCGGCAAAUCAUUAUCGGGCUGGAGCAGAUGUACGAGCAAGGCAUCACCGUCAUCUUCCUCGACUCGGAAAGCGUGCUGCUGGACAACAAAGGCAUUGUCAAAAUCGAGGCGCCGCUGCUCGGUGUGACCACUACGGGCCAACCGCCACCGUCUACUAUCCUGACGCCUCCUGAACUCAAACUUGGUCAAGAACCCACGCACAAGGCGGACGCGUGGCUACUCGGAAUCAUCGCAGCCGAACUACUCACAGGGAGCUGCAGCCUCGCAGAAGGCAGCGCGGCGAGCUCGGCCACUGCAAAGAUUGAAGAAGUCCAGGGAUCAGCAGUAGAUCUCUUGGUCCCUCAAGCAAAGGCGAGCAAGCUCGAUGAACAGGCAUUGGAUUUCAUACGCCAGUGCCUCAGCGUGUGA